This is a messenger RNA of Jaminaea rosea, 2910 nucleotides long. RefSeq lists its product as hypothetical. Lineage: Eukaryota; Fungi; Basidiomycota; Exobasidiomycetes; Microstromatales. The transcript has a single exon. The coding region runs from base 17 to 2791 and encodes 924 amino acids. The record is from RefSeq and is a predicted model, not a curated record. Gene Ontology annotation, cellular component: cytoplasm; NatB complex. Gene Ontology annotation, molecular function: protein-N-terminal amino-acid acetyltransferase activity; protein binding. Gene Ontology annotation, biological process: N-terminal peptidyl-methionine acetylation.
CAUCAACACCCUCAGCAUGCCUCCCAAGGCCAGUAGCAGCAAUGGGUCUCCUUCGAACAAUGCGCACCUCCUGGACAUGCUCGCUCAGCAGCAAUGUGCACCCAUUGCCAGGCACAUCGAUGCCGGCAAUCCUCAAGCUGCCGUCAAGUCGGCCGAUGUCCUCCUCUCCAAUCACUCGGCCCAGUCAUCCCAUCCUUACGCACGAGCGCUUCGAGCUCACGCCCUCGUCUCGCUGCACCGUCAGUCAGAUGCGUUAGCUGACGUAGAGCACGUCGUAUCUCAUAGCCCCAAGCAGACUCUUUACGCUGCUCAAAUACUCGGCGUCCUCUGCUCGGCGCUGGACCGCAUGGGCCAGGGAGCCAGGGCUGCCGAUCUACUCGACGAGGCCAAUAAGGCUGUGCCCGCUAAUGAGGUGUUGGGACAGAAGGCGUUCCAGGCUGCAAUGAAGCAGCAGGACUACUUGCGCGCACAACAGAUCGCUGCUCGGCUCGCCAAAGCGAUACCCACCCCUCCCGCCGCUUCAUCCUCACCACCUACCUACAGCUCAGUGCGUAAUCGCUACUUCUGGUGGUCCAUCCAGUCCUAUCUCCUCCUCGCGACCGAGACGCCUCAAGCUCAAGGUGCAAAUCUAGCCUUGACUCUGGCCGAGCGAAUGAUAGAGAAGCAUCUCGCGAGCGAAGAGGGCAAGUUCGAUGAGAAGAGUGACCAAGAUGUGCAGCUCUUCGUCGCCGUUCUACUGGAGCAGGCGGAGCAAAGUAAGAAAGAGGAGAAGAAAAGGCAGGCCCUUGAUAUCCUCAGUCAAGAGCCUGGACGAUCGAUCUGCGCUCGUAGCCUGGGGCUGGGCCAGCUGCGGCGCGACUUGCUGAAGCACUGCGGCGAGUGGACAGCGCUCCGCGAUGAGACUCGCGCGUUGAUGGAGGGAGGUGAUGGCAAUUGGAUGACCAUAGAGAAGUGGAUAGAAGCAGAGGUGGCUCUUGCCCCAUCGGUGCACGAUCAAGCCGCCAUCAACUUCCUGGCGCCCUUUUUGCAAAAGGAGGGAAAGACAAGAAGAGAGUAUCCUCUGGCGGCUAUUGCGUUGCUUCACGAGCAGAGGAAGGCGGACAAAGCCAGUCAGCUUGACCUGAGCGGGCCUUUAGCGGACUAUGUGGCAGCAUUUGGGCGUAAGGCGUGCUGCUUCGAGGACUUGCUGCCCUUCGUUGACGCGCUCAGCUCGCACGAGGCGAAGGACCUACUCAAAGCACUGCCCGAGGCAGUGCCGGAGACGUUCAGUACCGAGGAUGAAGUCGUUAGAGCAGUAAAUCAUACCAAGCUACGACACCGUCUGCGAGGUAUCACAGGCAGUCAAGACGGGAGACCAGAGUCGCCGAGCUCGGAGGUCCAGGCCCUGCUUCAGUCCUUCUACGCCUCCAUGCCCUGCUCCUCCAAGGUACCGAAGACGGUUCCACGUCCAGGUUCAGACUGGGUGCUCCUUGCAGCUCAAAUUGCGCUCGCCUGCUUGCAACCUACAGCCUCAGCGCCACCCCUCGUUCUCCUCAACCUAUCCGCCCUGCUCAGUCACGCAACCCAACAAGCAUCUCCUGCCUCCUACCCGCUGAAGCUCCUCCUUCUCAGGCUGUACCUCCUCUUGGACUGCCCAGCGCUCGCCAGGGGAGUAUGGAAGGACUUGAAGAUCCGCUCGGUGCAGAACGAGAGUCUUGCAUGGCUCUGGGCUGAAGAUGGCGGGCUAAUCAACUCGAUCGAUGUUGAUACCGGUAAGGGAGCAGGUGAUGAGUGGCGUCGCGAGGCACAAGGGCUAUACAACGAGGUCAAGGGGGAGUUGCCCAAACUCAUCAGUACGGCAAUGCAGCGCGGCAACUAUUCGAGUGUGCGAGAGUUCCUGGACUUUGCGAAGAGGGUCGAGGGGUCGGGACAUCAGGCUGCGCUGAGGCUGGCGGAGGCGAGGGAGGAGGCGCAACGAGCGGUGGGAAGAGAUAGUGGAAGUGGGUGGGAGAAGGCGAACGCUGCAUUGCAUGAAGUGGCGGGAAGGGUAAAGGAGGAUCUCUACGAUCAGGCUGACCGAAGUGUGCUGCCUAGCUUUGCAGCGAGCAGCAUUCCCAGCUUGGCAACGCUGAGCAGCAAGCAGGGGAGCGGCAGUCAGCAAGGUGCUGACGAGGAACAGGGAUCUGCAAAGCGAUGUCCGCCAGCGUUCGCUCUGCAGGCUUCUUACCUCUCUGCAUGGUACGGCCAGGACCAGGUUGAGGUACCGGAUCCUCUUCGCCUCACUCCGCAGCUCAAUGCAAGGCUCGACGAAGGCGAGAGGCUCUUCGCAACCUGUAUCACAGCGAUACAGUCAGGCGUCAAAGACGACCUCGAGGCGAAAGUGCGCACCUUCGCCUCGCAUGUCGAGAAGCACGUCAUCGGCGACUCCGCUGCGGACACACUGCCUUGGCGUCAGACACACUUCAUUACACGGCUCAUCGACCUCUACCUCCUCGCGAGAGCUCGCUCGUCUGCGCAACCCGACGUGGGCAACGAGGUCACCUCCCUCCUCACGCCAACUCUACGCUCCCUCUCCACCAGCUUGGCGCAGCAGAAGGGGGCCAACCUGCCGUUCCUUGCACAAGCCGCUGCAGCUCCAUCAUCUUCCGAAAGUGGGGACAAGAGCAUGAAUGCUAUCAUCCACGCAGUAUUGCAAGCGCAAAAGGGCGGGCAAGGGGUGAAGGAAAAGGUCGUGAAGGAUGUCAAGGAGGAGGUUGCGAAGAGGAGAAGGACGCUUGCGAUGAGGAUCGAGGGGGUGUUGAAGGGCGCGUGAGGCAAGGGAGAUUCUUUGGGACCGCGGUUGACGAGAAGAUAGACGAGACAUGCAUGUUGGAUCAGUGGAGAGAGCGCAAUAUAGAAGGAACUAAUGUACAAUGGAGUCGAACAGCGAGA